AAUCUGACAAUACUUUUGCCGCUCUUUCUCGGGUAGUUUCUUUUCUUUGCUCGCAUCGUUUCUUAGAGAAAAAACAGUUUCCUUUUUUAUGCAAAUACCAUCAAUCAAUUCUAGUUCUCAGUGUUUUACGCUCCUGCAUGUUAUCAACGGUUUUUAUAUCUCUGCAACAUUUUUACCAAACAGGAUUUCCUCCAAUCCAUUGAAGUAUACUCCUGUCACCUGUCAUCUCAUUGCUUCGCUAGCAGCUUGAAGAAUGGGCCGAAAAAGCGAGAAAAACAAGGAGAAAAUCCUGAAACGUAAAGAAGAGAAAGCACAACUUACAAAAGCAUGGGCUUCUAUCAAGAAAGCGAAUCAAAUUGAUGAUCCACUUGCUGAAUUUCCAGUUUUCCACAAGUACACUAAGGAUGAAAACGUUUUUCUCCUGGAAACUAAAAAAUUUGAAGCCGUAGACGCUGACACAAUGGACUGGAUUCUUGAUCUAGAAAAGAGGAAUAUGGAAGAUAUGUACAACAACUGCAGCUGGGGCUGGAGUGAUGAAAAGAAAAGCGAUGAGAUGAAAGAUGACCGUGCUAGGUAUUUGAUAGCUCGAACAGAUUAUGGAAAACCUGUUGCUUUCUCUCAUUUUAGGUUUGAUCUUGAUUACGGGUUUGAAGUUUUGUACUGUUACGAACUACAACUGGAAGAAAGUGUUCGUAGGCUAGGUUUAGGUAAAUUCAUGAUGCAAGUUUUAGAGCUGAUUGGUUUUUCAAAUCGUAUGCGUAAAGUAGUGUUAACUAGCCUGAAACACAACCCUCAUGCCAUGGCAUUUUUCACCGCCUUGAAUUACAUAAUGGAUGAAACUUCCCCUGAUGAAGAAUAUGAAGGACCUCAACCCUAUGUUAUCCUCAGCAAAACAAACAAGAAAAUGUUAAAUUUCUUCUCCUAGAUCUAAGUAAGCACUUACUAUAGCUCUUGCCACAUUAUUUUAUUAACUGAUUAAAACUCUACAAAUUUAAAUCAAAGAUUUUGUCAUAAAUGACACAUGUGACUGCCAAGUGUUGAAAGCAUGGGAGAAUGCAUGAUUAGUUUUUUACUUUUUCUCAUUGUUUCGUAGUAUAGAAAAUCAGCCUCAGUGUCUCACUGAACUUGACUGUUCCAGUAAAGUGACUUUAACUUUAGGCCUCUUUCCAGGCCAAAAAUUCAUUUUACAAAACAUUGAUUUUCCCCUAAGUAAUGGCAAGUUAAGUAAUGGACGAAAUGAAAAGAGUAACAUAAGUGUUUUAAUUGUCUAUGCUCUAUUGAUUGAUUUCUUGUUUUAGCCAAUUGAUUCUGAAAAAGUCAAGUGUUGCAUAUCCUAUCUGCUUUGUUCCCGGUUCAACUCAUUGAUGUGUCACUUGCCUAUGAAUUGUAAAAAUGUUCGCACAAAAUUUCGAACCAUGGAUUUUGGAUCAAUUUUUUUUUUCCGAGUCUAUCAGAUUGAAUAUUAUGCACACCUUUCUGUCAUCCUAUCUAACUUACAAUAUCACAUCAUGACGUCAAUUAGUAAUUAAGCUUUCCUUUGCAUGAUCAAAGAUUCAAAAGUGAAUAAACCUUAUUCUCUACAAA
This is a messenger RNA of Bemisia tabaci, 1584 nucleotides long. RefSeq names its product N-alpha-acetyltransferase 40 (gene Naa40). The record is from RefSeq and is a predicted model, not a curated record. Gene Ontology annotation, cellular component: nucleus. Gene Ontology annotation, molecular function: histone H2A acetyltransferase activity; protein N-terminal-serine acetyltransferase activity; histone H4 acetyltransferase activity. NCBI's taxonomy places the organism in Eukaryota, Metazoa, Arthropoda, Insecta, Hemiptera, Aleyrodidae.